GUGCUGCUGCAAACUUUGCAGUGCAAAGCCAGGCUGGGGAGCCAUCUUAAGUUGAGGCUGCAUAGGCCUUGUGGUGCAUGUGAUUCAGAUUCUAUUCAGUUGAACCUCUGGUUACAAAGUUGGUUGGACAGUGUUCUCGAAGCUACCAGCAUGAGUUUGACCAGACUGCUGGAGGACAGGAAGACUGGAGUGCCAGGAACAGGUGAGGCUGCAGGUCCCUUAUUUUGGCUGCUGGUCCCUUAUUUUCAAGGCUGCUGGUCCCUUAUUUUCAAAUCUGUAAGUUGACAGCUAUGGAGUAGAUAAAGAGCCCCUUCUCCUUUUCUUUGGAGAAAGGUGUGUGUGUGUAAAUAUAUAAAAAAGCCUCAACCCUCACCCAGUUAAUUAGCUCCACUCCUUUUUCUAAAGAAAAGGAGAAGGCUCUCUCUCCCUCUCUCCCUCCCUCCCUCCCAGAUAUUGCCGGACUACAACUCCCAUCACUCCUGACCAAUUGGCCUCCAGCUCCCACAUCCAACAACAACAAUAUGAGGGGCGCCAUUUUCACCACCUAUCCCUGACACAUCUGUCUGCAGCGUCUACUUUUCCUGAAACUGCCGCUAGAAAUUCAGCAUAAACCUCAGAUGGGGAUAGAAAGAUUCCUGACUGAAUAGGCACUGCCCUAAAAGAUAGAUAAAGUCCCCUCCCUGGCAAAGGGGGGGGGGGGAAUCGACGCCUUCAGUUUUCACUGAGUGACUCACCGGUGCUAGAGUCAGGGAUGGCUGUACUAGUAGGCCGAGCGAAACUUCCUCCCAGGCAGCUGAUUCAGAGUUUGCUGAAAGGGCAGCACAUUUGUAAGUUAUUUAAUUCAUUAUUGCAUUUAUUUAUUUUUUAUUGCUAGGGAAGCAGGGAGGUGUAGGUCUGGAAAAGACUCCUGCCUGAAACCCUGGAAAGCCAUAACCGCUGCUGGUCAACACAGAGAAUCCUGAGUUACAUAGGCUGACCAGUGGUCUGACUCUGUAUAAGGCAGCUUCCUGGGUUCUGUUGUAAUUUAUGUUGCAGUACUGAGGUCAGAACUGCUUGCUUGUUUCCUCGCAACAACGUGUGUGUGUGUGUGUGUGUGCGAAAGAGAGAGAGAGAGAGAGAGAGAGAGAGAGAGAAACCCCAAACUACUGGGAUAAGAAAUUGGAGAUACUUCUCCCAAGCCCAGGUUGCUGCUGUUAGAACAUUCUCUCACAUUCCGGGAUGGAUGCCAUUCUGGAAACUGUAGUGCACUUGACACCUCACUAACUCCCCAGAGACACUCGAGCUACUACUGUACGUCCUUCAGGUUUCUCUUUUAAACCAGACAUCAUACUAGCGAGUACCAAAGAAGCUAUGCAGAAGCUGUGAGACUAGAAUACAAGUCCUAAAGCAUAAUCCAAAUUCUUUUAUCAGGUUAAACGUGAAGGAAAAUGCAUAAUCAAUCAGAUAUUGUAGCCAAUCGGCAGUCCAGAGACGUGGCCAUGCGAGUCUGUUGCAGUCUUGUGGCACCUUAAAGACUAUCACUUUAUGGCAUUGGCCUGCUGUAGAGAACCUCAUGUCUGGGGGUUGAAUGCAAUCCUUCAGGUCUCCCUAUCUGCCCCUCCUCAGGCCACUCCCCUUAGGCCACUCACCUCAUCUUUCUUGUCUGGCUGGAAUGUGUCCUUGAACUCUGACCAUGCCUCUUGACAAUGGAUGGUCUUUCCCUGGUUACUCAUCCUCCAUUUUAUCAUUUUACUGAUAAGAAAUACAUUGGAAAACAAAAAGAAACAACUCCUAGCAGUGCUUGAGUUAUGCACAGAUCAUAGUUGGGGCCCUGACCUGGACUCUGUACCCCACUUAUUGAUGGCGCUACGUAAAUAAGAAAUGUGGCAUCAUCAACAACAACAAUAAUAAUAAUAGUAAUAAUAACUGAGCAGAAUAUUUGGGUUUAUACAACUGUGCUCCUGCUCUGGAUAAUCCACAUUCAACCUACUUUCCCUAUCAGGACAACUGGGCUGUGGUUCAAAGCACAUCCAUCUUUGGCAGCCAAUUGUACAAUUGAAAUAAACAGAAGUAGCUGCACAGAAGUGGUAUGGAAGAAGCUUUCCCAGGCUUGAAACCAGGCAACAGAGGAGAUCUGCUAUUGCUGCAGCUCUAUAGCAGAAGUUAAAUAAAUCCUAAACUCCAAAGCAAGGCAGCAGUGUUCAGAAAAACGCAAUGUGGAAAACAUGCUAUGAUGAUGGAACCCUUUCUAAGAAUCUUGAAAUAAACAGGGUUUGGUUUUUUUAAAAAAAGAUUUAAUUAAAGAUCAGAUCUAAUCAGGACAUAAUAUACCGUAACCCAUGUUAACAAGGAAAUUAAACAUUUUAAAAAGAAGCUACAGGGAGGAUCAAUAUCUACAACAAGGGAAACAGAUUUCCUGUCUUGCACGUCAAACUAGUAUUUUAAUAAACUAAAAUUUUAAUAAACUAACGUUUUAAUAGCAUUGGGACUUUCCGUGGUGUAGUGAUAAAUUCUGCAGGAGCUCUUCAUGAUAACCACCAUAGCCACAUCUCUUCAAGAUUAUACAACAAAAAUGAAUAAUUGGCCAAAGCAGACAUAGAAUCAUAGAGUUGGAAGGGACCACAAGGGUCAUCUAGUUCAACCCCCUGCAAUGCAGGAAUCUUUUGCCCAACGUGGGGCUCCAACACACGACCCUGAGAUUAAGAGUCUCAUGCUCUACCAACUGAUAAUGGUUGCAAUACCAAGUCUGCCUUUUCUCCUCCUAUCCCCCCCACAAAAAAACCUACUUUUGCUCAAUGUCUAGCUUGAAGAGGAGUUCUUCUGGUGGACUCAAAAGCUAGCUCACUAUUUUGUGUCCUUUCGAUAGCAUAGUAAAGGGAAUCAUCUAUUUCCCCACCAAAAUCGAAAUGGCUUUUUAACCCUCAGUCAUGCAUGCUAAUCAGUGUGACCCACCUCUUUCUCUGCUCAGCUCAUUUGGUGGGUUUCUCUUGGAAUGGGAAAAGCUUAUUUAUUUGGCACACAAAGGACUGGCAAAUAGAGCCUGCGUAUGGAUCAGAGCCCCAGGAGGUGACAUCAUUGUCCCUGCUGCGAAACAAGUGGGGAGCAAUUCCUGGGGACGUUAUUAUUUUAUUGGUUGAAAAAAUAAUAGCCAGUGCCACCUUUUAAUUUAAAUUAAUAGCAUAUCCUACCUUUCCAUUCAGAAAUGAAACGAAGAUGGAUAACAAGGCUAAUCAGCAUUCUGUCUACUCCUGAGCAUGUCAGUGCAGUUAAACUGCUUCAGGACCUCAUGGUCAAAUGGGCCUAUUUGGAAUGUGGAUUGAAUAAAUCCAUAAAGAUUUCUGUACAGUAGAGUUGGCCAGCAUUCUGGGGCCUGUGGACACAUUUGCAAGCUGGAGAAGGUGAAUGAUAUGUUUAAAUUGAAAUGUACUAUGUAAAACUUAAUAAAAAAAUAUUUAUAUAAAAGAAGAAAAGGAAGUGUCUUGGGCACCACACGCACACACACCACAACCAAGACAAUGGAAAGCUUCAGUGGGGAGGAGGAUCCUGCAGUGCCAUGGAAGGCCUCUGUGGGCACCUUUGUGUUGGCAAGCACCACACUGGCAUCUCCUGCUGUACUGUACAGUCACAUAACUGCAUCAGCACAACCAGGGCUUCCAAGUUGUCCUUGGCCUUGAUCCUAGGCCAGUAACUACCACCAGAAAUGCAGAAAUCAAGCAGGUGACUUCCCCCCAUUAUUCUCUUUUCACAGACCCCCUUUUCUUCUCUUUAAAAAAGUGCUAAAUAUCUUCCAUACUAUGUAGGACAACUGCGUAUCAGAGGUAUAGGUACAUCCGUUUCACCAAAAAGCAAGCGAAUCCAGGGGCAUUUUAAGGAUUAAGAGCUUUAUUUUGGCAUAAGCUUUCAUGGACUAUAGUCCAUUUCAUCAAAAAGUGAUAGUCAUGCCUGAGGUAAAACGCUUUGCUGGAGAAUUCCACAGGAGAUAUUGGGGAGUGUGUUCACCAACAACGGACAUAACUGCUUUUGAUGGAUGCUCCUAUUUUUCUGUGUGAAUCCAUAUGUAGUCUGCUUAAUUUCACUCAUUAUAUGAUUUGGAGAUGUGUGCAGCAUUAGGUGAACUACUGGCUGGUGUCAUAGGGAUGCGGGAGAAUUUUGCUUCUGUUUGCAUUUUAAGACAAACCUAUUUAAUUUGCAUUUCCUGUAACAACGUGCAAAACAAAACACAGCCAUCUUUCCCUGAACUUUGUGGUGAGGUUCUCCACCCAAAAGUGAUGUACAAAAAUGCCACGAUUUAGGAGAAACUACCGUAUUUUUCGCCCCAUAGGACGCACCUAGUUUUUUUGGGGGGAAAUAAAGAAAAAAAAUUUAUUUCCCCCCCAGGUGCGGGACUGGGGCGGGGGAAGCCCGAGCUUCCCCCGACCCCAGCACCCAGAACAGGCUGCUAUCCCACGUAGAGCUAGCGGAGGGCUGCGCGAAGCCCGAAGCUUGGGGCGUGCUGAGCUCAGCGCGCCCCAAGCUUCUGGGUGCCGGCAAGCUCUCCGCUAGCCAUGGGAGAGCUGCGUCUCCCACGGCUAGCGGAUAGCUUCCUGAAGCCUGGAGCGAGAGGUCGGUGCGCACCGACCCUCACUCCAGGCUUCAGAAGCUCAUUGCCCAUAGACGCACACAUUUCCCCUUCAUUUUUGGAGGGGGAAAAGUGCGUCCUAUAGGGCGGAAAAUACGGUAUAUGCAUAUACUCAGGGAUAGUGUAAAGAAAAAUGCACACAUUAGUGAAAAUGACAUAUAAAAACACAAUAGCGAAAAAUUGUACGUUAAGCAAAAUUGGAAAUGAAUCAGGCGUUAAAAUGCCAUUGGAGUUUUUGGGAGGGCAAAUUCAUGCACUAAUACAGAAAACGUGGCAAACUGAAUUUAAGAUGGUGGAAAUGAGGAACUGAGGGAAAUUAAAACGGAUAGAUUUGUUCCUCCCUGGAUGAGGGUGUUUCGAGUAUACCAAAGGGGUUCAUUGUGAUGACUGUGGAUGAUCCACUCAAGCAGCUUGUCCUGACAAUACAAUAUCCGCUCAUCCAAGCAAAGCUCCAGCUCUUCCCAACUCUUGGGAUAUCCUCUGAUCCUGUUGCUUGCUACUCCAAACUGUUCUCAUCCCUUCCAGUCCUCCUAAGGCAGCGUGUGCGUUGGGAACAGCCCAGACAGCGGAGCCUCGCCCUGCCACUCUGUCUCUCAGCCAGAGGGCAGGAAUGGUUGCAGCUGCUCCAUCUGGGUCCCUCUGGGCUGUUCAAUGUGAUUACACAGCACCGGGCUGCAAUCAGUGCAGCCCCAAUUCUCACAGGUAGCUGGCAACAGGCUAUAUAAGGGAGCGCCCAGGAUCCCCGUCUGGGCAGGGGGGACGCACCCCCCCCAGCCAAAGAAGGAGACGUCAGGGCAGGAAUGCAUCUGUGGGCAUGGGCAGACCUGGCUUCUCCCCUGCAGAGAUAUAAAUUUGGGUGGGAUGAGGGGCCUGUGGCCUUUUCCAAGACAGCGGAGCUGCAUUGGUGCUGUCUACGGUAAGAGAGCUCAACCUCAUCAGCAGAGCAGGGGGCCCCUGAGAACUCAUGCCCUGUCCCAGCCCUACCACAUGCUCCAACAACACCCUACCUUGGGACAUGCCUUGGGGAUUGGGAGAGCUGCCUCUUAACUCUCCUUAUCUGAGGCACUUUGAUCCAUAAAAGUCAUGGAUCAAAACAGAACGGCUCAGCUGCUCGCCAACUGGACAACCUCUUCCAUGGCCCAGUUGGUAGAGCAUGAGACUCUUAAUCUCAGGGUCAUGAGUUUGAGCCCCACCUUGGGCAAAUAUCCCUUCAUUGCAGGGGUUGGACUAGAUGACUGUCUCUUCCAACUCUACAGAGAGACUGGUCUCUUCCAACUCUACAGUUCUGUGAUGCUAUGACCCUCACCAGGGUGUGUCUAAAACUGGAGAUAUAAUAAUGAGGGUGUGGGGGCGAAAGCACAACUUUACUCUCAUCCCACUUCAGUGGGUCUGGACUGAUUUGCUCCAGAAGAGUGAAGAUGACACUCACUGAAGUGUCUUUGCAGUUGGAUACGUGGAGCAAGACAGCAUGGGUCCUCUUGAGAUGGUUGAUGUGCGCCUCAUGUUAGAGUGGUACUGGCGUUGGGUGGAAGCAGGAAGGAAGAGGGUUGGACUCUGUGCUAUGUAGGAGCCUGUUUCUCUCCCUCUCUCCCCCGCCCCCAAUAUUGAACCUGCUACUCCUCCAUCUCCCCACAGAUGUCAAAAGCUGCACCCAAGAAACCAGCAGCAGGUGCUGCAGCCCCUCCCCCUGCAGGAUUUUCCCUGGACAUAAAUGACCCUCAGGUGCAGAAUGCUGCCAUCCGCAUCCAGGCUUCCUAUCGUGGGCACAGGUGAGGGGGGUGGCAGGUGGGAGGAUGGGACUGUUAUCAGGGCUGGGCUGAAAAUGCACCUCUUUUGUCCCUGCUUUUGACACCCAAGAGUGGGUCCACCCUGCUCUUCUGGUGGUAAAUCAUUUUAACUUGUUUUCAUCUUGCAUGUUCAUAUUGUUGCAACAAACCCUAUGGUAAAGGAUGGGUAAAAAAAUCUAAGUAUUAUUAUUAUAGUAGUAGUAGUAGUAGUAGUAGUAGUAGUAGUGUCCAGUUGUGUUGAGAGCAGGAGAGCUUGUAGAACUGAACUUCAAGGCUGAUUAUGUCUCCAGUGGUAUGUGGUAUGGCUGUGCAGAGGGGCUCAGACCCAUAACAUCUCCACCCCAUCUGCAUACACUAUUCACACUUCCUCUUGUUCUGCUGCUCACCCCCCCCCCCACUGCUGCUGGGUUCCCGCCAGAUUGCCAUUUGUUCCAAUAUAUCACUUAAGAGCAGCUUUUCCACCAAAAAGGAGCAAGGCAAGCGGGAAACUUGGCACAGCACAAGUGGAAGGGUUAAUGAGCCCUGACCUUGUUUGGUGGUAAAAUCAUCAGAGGGAGCUCCCUUGGUUGUUCCACUGUCCUCAGAAGUUCAAGGGGUGGUGGCCUGGAAGAGGACAUUUUCCAUGUGGGGCAUCCCUAAAUUUUGGAGUUCCCACUCUGCAGAGGUGUGCCCAGCACCUUCAUCGCAUUCUGAAAAUACAUCUCUUUACCUUGACCUUUGAAUAUUUAUAUAUCUGUCUCUCUGUGCUUCUGACAACCCACCCUAUUCUUGUGACUCUAAUUUGUUUUAAACUGCUUUCAAUAUUGAGUUUUUAAAUUGCUGUGGCUCAUCCCUGGGCGCUGGGUAAUAAAUCAAAUAAAUAAGGCUUAAGAGUGUGCUCAUGAAGACAAAGGGCAACCUGAGCAGUAUUUUGAGAAGCUGUGGUGGUUCCAGAAUAUAGUUGUGCAGUGGAAGAGGGUGCAAGAGACGGCAGUCAUGAAAUGGAUGAGGGAGAAGGGCAAAAACCAAGGAGGAGGUGAGCGAAGCAGCCAGAGACUUUGGGGAGGCAGCAGGUGAUCUGGGAGAAGAGGCAACAGAGGACUGGCUUUAGGCAUGUAGCAAUGAGGGGAAAAACAAAACUCCAGCACAUGUGAGAACUGCAGGUUUGUCCUCUGCCAUUCUUAUUACAGCCCAAAACAUUGUCUGGAAUUGGGAAGUUUGGCUGCAUAAAGAUUCCAAAACUUUCAUGGGGAAGGGGAACUUUGGGGAUGGAAAGAAGGUGGACGGAUGCCUUGCUUCACUGGGAUAGUUUCUCCUUUGCUCCAUUUAACUAAAAUACUUAAAAUGUAGCACUCCUGGCAGCACACUUAGGGCUCACCCACACUUACCUUUUGCCCUCGCCUUUCUAGGCACAUGUCCACAUUUUAAAACGCCGCAUGUGAGAGUUGUUGUGGCCCCCCCCUACUUUCCCCAGGAAAACUUGCUCUUUAAUGCUGAAUCGGAACAAACAGCACUUCAGAGUUUCUGUGGAUUGCUGUUUGCUCCAAUUUAGUGCUAAAGAGCAGGUUUUCACAGGGGAAGAACCACAGCAAAAAAGGCAGGGCUCAGAUAUGGAGGUUUAAAACACAUACAUGUGACUAGAAACAUAGCACAAAAGGAAGUCUGGAUGAGCCCUGACUCAGGUGGCCUCAAGACAGUCAGCAUCUUGCAGGAAGGAUUGAGGCACAUACAGAAGUUUGCACAAUGGCAGUGCUAUGUUGCUGUAGCACAACAUAUCCACUUUUUAAAAUAACUGUCUUUUGUGGUUAGGAAGUACACUGUAAAGUGUGGGCUUAAUGUAUCGUUAACAGAAAGACGCACACACUCCUCCAAAGUAAAUCAGGAUGAAUGCCCAUUGCCAUAGAGCUACCGCCACAAACAAAUCGCCUCAAUGAAAAUCAGGCAUAAGCAUUAGCACCUUCAAAUGCAGUGAAGUCAUUUCCCCUUGCUGCGUUUCAAGCCACUCCUGCACACUGCUGUACACACCAGAGAGUGUGCAGGGAUGCCUUCACCUGAUGUGCAUCACCUCUUUGGUUUUCCUGCGUCUGCAACACACCCACCCUCCAGCGCCAAAUUCUGAUUCAAUGAAGCAGUGGUCUGUGUGUGCCAAUGGGUGUCUUGCAUGUUGGUACCUCAUCUUAACCUUGGCUUCUGCUUGCAAAUCGGAUGGAAAAUGGUUUGAGGGAAGAUGCAUCCAACAGCAGAAUUUCUCCAGAAACUACAGGAUAGACAUGAAUUGUGGCUAACAUCAUGUGCUGAGGGCUUCAAACACCAGCAGUGGGAGCGCACUGGAGCCAGAGUAAAUGGUAAUGAGUACACAGCCAUAGUCUAACCACCAGGUGAUCUUUGUGCAAGAAAAUCAGGUUCACACCUCAGCUCCUCCAUUCAAUCCAGUUUCUGAACUACUAGCAACCUCUUCAUUGAGGAUUCAUUCGGAUUUGGUUGCACAAAGUUUGUGAGCAGCUUAUAUGGCAUUGGCUGUUUAUUUAGCAUUCAUUUUGAUUUGUUUGCCGGGAGGUUACAUGAUGACAUGUCAAGGAAUUGUUAUCCCAUGAUUUCUAGUACGUUUUCUUGUCCCUUCCCCAACAAUAAUAAUAAUAACCUGGUUUUAUUUUAUUGGAAGCAGGUUUGUUGCACCAGAGAGCUAAAUCCACAUCAAUUGCACAAUCUGAAUUUUCUGGCACGCAGUUGACUCUUGUGUGCAAAAUAGCCACAGCCUUGGAAGCACCCAAAUCUCCCACCACUCUUGCUCACCACUCUCAUUUGCCUUGGAACUAUUGGCACAAAAGUUUAAGGAGGUAACUCCAACAUCAAAAUAUAAGCCAAUGACUAUGUUUUCCUCACUAAUUUUACUUGUUUUUAUCAAUUCUGUGGAGCUGAGGAGAAGAGGGAUUGAGUAAGAAGAAUUCUGUUGGAAGGUCCCAUUUUCCCAGUCAAUCAGAUUCUACCCAUUUAGCCACAGAGCAUUUACUAUCAUCAUAAUAUUGUUGAUUAAUUAGCUGCAGCUUGAUAACAUGUGGUUCUGAGUGGUUGGCAGGCUGGUCGGUGCUUGGCUGCUCCUUCCAGGCUGCCCAGUUGUGUCACAGCUGGUGGCUGCUGCUGUUAUCUCCUGCCGUUCUUCUGAUCUCUGUCUGGUUUGUCCCUGGGUACCAUUAGAGGCAGAGCACUUUGCCACCUCAUUCAUGGGGGAGAGGAGCUCCAAGAGGAGCCUUAAAGGCCUGCUGCUUAACCCCCUCCUCUCCACUACCAGGUCCCGCAAGGAAAUGAAGGAGAAGGGCCCCCCACGGGUGCUGAAGAACCUCACGGACGUGAUGCUGAUCGAGGGGAGCGCAGCCAAGCUGGAGUGUCGCAUCAGUGCCUUCCCCGACCCCUUCAUCCGCUGGUCCAAAGAUGGUGCGGAACUCAAGGACGGGCCCAAGUACCGCUAUGUCUUUGAGGACCCAGACAUCGUAGCCUUGGUGGUCCGUGACGCUGGCCUUCCUGACCUGGGCAAGUACACCAUCUCCGUGAAGAACCCCUUCGGAGAGUGCUUCGACUCGGCACGUCUCCUCGUGGAAGGUAAUACGGCCUGCCUCCCUUCCUUACAUAGCCACACACCCCUUCUAAACUUAGCCACGCACAUCCCCUGGGAAGCCAAGCCCUUCUUGCAAAGUUCCUCAUUACGGGGAGAUCUCAAUUUGGCACAUCUCAGGAGGGGAAGGUAAUAGCACUCUCUGCUCUGCUCCUUCAAGUCAUCGGCCCCCCCCAUUCCCUGCCCAUUUCUAUUCAUAGCCUUGUGUCUUGCGUAGAGAAAGCCAAGCCCCUUCUAACUUUAGCCAUGCCUCUGCCAAGACGUAGCCUUCUUCCUCCCUUCUAGAUCUCAUCGUGGCCCUACCUAGCUAUGAUGCCACACCUGAAGGAAGAGAAGAAAGGCAGGGGGAACCCUCUGAUGGCAACACAGGAUAGUUUAGUCAGUCAUCAGGAAAGGAGGCUAAUCCCUGAGAGUUCGGCCCAAGAGGACAGUCUCCUUUCACAACACCUACUGCCUCUAGGCAUGGGUUGGAAGGAGGAAACUGCAGAGUCUACAUCCCUGCACAGUAUACAAAAACCUGCAUAACAAGAAAUUGUUCUGACUCUCAACUUCUGUUCUACAGUGAACCUGGUACCUGGAGAGCUCCUUUGUAGGAAUUUAUUUACCUCGUUUCCCCAAGUAUACCUAUGGUGCAACAGGGUUUGCCAAGUAAAUAACUGGAAGAUAUUCCGUGGCCAUCAGACAGAAAUUCUAGAACACCUGGAACAGGACACAGCACCAUAACAAAACUCGCACCCCCAGCAUUAGGUCCUCAUGACCUAGCAGAGGAUUCUGCCGCCCGUCCCCUUGGCAAAAGAUGGCUAAGGAAGGGCCCUUCCUCUGAUCUCACCUGCUCUCUCCCUCUGCAGUGCCUGCCAAGAUUCAGAAGGGCCCAGACAGCACAAAAGCCAAGAAAGGCAGCACAGUCAACCUGACAGCCCACAUCAGUGGGGAGCCCGCACCGGAUGUUGGCUGGGCCAAGGAUGGCGAGGAUAUUGAAGAGGACGAUCGGUGAGUGAAAUUCACCACUGGUGUAAUAAGCUUCAUAGCACCAACACUGCUUGGGCAGGUGGGCAGCAAGGGGAGCCCAAGAACCAGGUCCCCCACCCCUUUCUUUCCUGAUCCCAUAAAAACUACUCAUUCGUGUUCAAAUCAACAGGGCUGAUGCAAUAGCUUGAAUUCUUGCAUGGGGAACGCGAUAACAUAAGCUUUCCUUUUUGAAAGAAAGAAGGAAGCACGUAGUUCUUCUGGUUAUUACAGAGGACCUUAAUGUGUAAGAAUCAAAGGACACGUGUGUUGAGUCAGGAUAAGUGUGAUUUCUUCAUUUAACACAAGUCCUGUUGAUUCCUAUGUUCUCAUUUGUAUUGGACCAGGAUGGAACUGACCUGGCAGAGCUAAAAGAAUCAGGAUCAGGGGCUUCCUUGCCUAGUAGUUAAUGGGGAGGAAGUGAGAGAAAGAUCAGCAUCUGUAAUUGCAGUCAUUCUGAAAUUCUUCAGUUUUGCAGCCCCUCAGCAACUUCCCCCCCACCCUGCAGCAUUGGUACCAUUCUCAAAGCCAGCACUGCAUUUUAAAAACAGACUUUAGGUCAGGCCAUCAAGAAAGGUGCUUUUAAUUAGUAUUUUGUUAUGGGGACGGAAUUAGUAGACUGUUCCAGUGCCAUAAUAUGAAAAUCAUGGGCCUUGGGGUAGAGUCUUGUUUUUGAUAAGUCCAGCCCAAGUUAAAACAGCCUUGACCUCCAUUGUCAAAAAUAAAAUAAAAUAAAUCAAGUGCAAGGCCGUAUUUUUGCUGGUUCUGCAGCCCAGUUUGUCAGCCUCGCCCAAUGGAACUGAUGGACUGCCAGUGGUCCAUGGGUCAAUUUAGCAGCUCCUGCUUUGUGUCCCAACACCAGCUGUCUCCAAGGGCCCUGACUUGAGAUUUCCACCUUUCCCUUCCCUGCAGCAUAUACUAUAACAUCGGCAGUGACUCAACAACUCUCACCAUCAAAAAGGUGUCGCCGGCGGAUGCUGGGAAGUACGAGGUCUUUGUGGAGAACAGCCUGGGCAUGGACCAGUCUUUUGCACGCCUUGAUGUGAUCUGAGCUCCUGCCUCCCCCUGCCUCCUGUACAGUUCCCCCCAAAAAAGAAACUCUCUGUCAUUGCAAAGUAUGGUCCAGGGCCAUUGUCCUGGAGAGAAGGCUGGGGAAAGCAAAUUAAGCCCUGCAAUGGCGCUGUAGGGAUAUCCUGUCCUGUCCCCCCUAAGAUGCAAUAGGGAGUCCUUCUCUCAUUGCCCCUUUGGCUCUCGCCAAUGUCAUUCUGCCAUACCUUUCCUGGCAAGAAUUCCCCACUGUGCCCCAGGGCUGAAUCCAUUUCUUGGGCAGGUGGGUCCCAUCUCCUUGCAGGCUAAUCACUUUGUGCAGCCAUCGCUGAAAUGCCUCCACUCCAAGGACGCAGAAGGGCUGUGCAGUCCUCCCAUCGGCAGCACCCACUUUCCCCCGGGCACUUCAGAGAUUGUGAACCAUCCCAGAAGCCUCCAGAUUCUUCCUGACCUGUUUUCUUGCUAUAUGAACUAAAUAAAACCAGCUGGUUGUACAGAG
Messenger RNA from Podarcis lilfordi (Lilford's wall lizard), 12524 nucleotides. Lineage: Eukaryota; Metazoa; Chordata; Lepidosauria; Squamata; Lacertidae. The record is from the annotation of a GenBank genome assembly.